Messenger RNA from Odocoileus virginianus texanus, 2393 nucleotides. NCBI's taxonomy places the organism in Eukaryota, Metazoa, Chordata, Mammalia, Artiodactyla, Cervidae. The record is from RefSeq and is a predicted model, not a curated record.
UCCCCAGUGCCUUGGGAACCCCGCCAACUAAACUGGCCGGCACGCGCAUGCGUGUUUACGGAAGCUGGUGUCUUCCCGAAGCCGCCUGGAAACCACGGCUCUCAGGUUUGCUGCCGGCCGAGCCGGAAGUUGCCUUUAACCGUCCUUGGUCUGGCGAAAAUUAAACAGCUAUAAAGAGAGGUUCCGGAGCCGACCUGGUCCGUAGGUGGCCGAAUGGAGACCGAGACUGUACACGCGCCAUUGACCCGGCGCCCGACCCUGGCCUCUUCCUGGGAUGUCGCGUGCGGAGCCUUGGCCCAGAGUCUCCGUCUCACCCGGGCUGGUCUCGGCGCCGGAGACGCCGACUGGGAGGAGCUGCUGGCGCCGCCCGCCGCACGCCAGGACUUGGUGAUUUUGCAAAGGAACCUGAACAGCCAAGAUGAAAACCCCUGCUUCCUUCACCUGAGAUGUGACCCUCAUGGAGGUGAAGAAAUCGUUUCUAUUGGCAUUUUAAGUUCAGCAAGAAAUAUGGAAGUAUACUUAGGAGAGGAGUACUGUGGAACCAGUAGGGGCAAGAAUGUUUGUAAUGGUCUGGAUAACAGGUGUCUGCUCUCCUUUGGUGAAAAGAACUGUGUGUUCAUCAGUAAAGUUGUGGUGCACAUGAGGCCAGUCUCGGCACAUUCUUCAGCAGGCUCUCCUGCUCUAGGAUCAAAGAUAGACCUGGAGAGGGUCCAAACUAUCAUGGAGUCCAUGGGGUCAAAGUUAUCACCUGGAGCUCAGCAGUUGAUGAAUAUGGUGAGAUUACAGCAGCAGAAUUGUGUUGCCCUCGGAGAGCAGCUCCAGUCGAUCCUGGGAAACGCGGGACACAGGCACGCGCCGGGACUGCAGUCCUCGUCUGCUCCGGGAGCCUUCGACAAGUCAUCCUCCACACCUUUUCCUUUCAGAACUGGGCUGACAUCUGGAAACGUGGCUGAAGACUCGGAAGCUAACACUGAGAAAAGUCUGCAGCCAGCCGGUGGAGGAAGUCUGAGCAGCCUCCAAGAGUGUAAAAUUGUGCCACAAAGCUGUUCUCUUCUUGAGAAUGACCUGAAGAAUGCAGUAUCUUCUUUCUUAUCAAAGAAAGCAAGUGACAGCUCACACAUACCUAACUCGGAGUUGCUGCCUUUUCUCCAGAAUUUGUGUGGUCAGGUGAGCCAUCUCCGGGUGGGACCCGGCAUCAAGUGGCAGGACAGCAUCCCGAAGCCCGGCGGAGGCACUGGGGGUGUCACACUGGAAGAGCAAUCCAUUUGUUGCUACUUGGAAAAGAUUCUUUCUAAAAAUAUGGAACUGAUGGAAAAGAAACUUACAGACUACAUUGAUCAGCGAAUAUAUAAACUCCAGGAGCACAUAGAUAAUAAGCUUGCUUUGUUAAUGGACUUGCUGCAGCGUCCCAACUCCCCACCCUCUGGGUUGCCUCUGAGACAUUAUGACUCUGGAGAAGGACUUUCAAAUGGAGAAAGAUAAAGGUUCAACAUGUACAAAGUACUACAGAUAUUUAUUACAUAUUUAUUAUAAAACCAAACCACCAAGAGUUACAGCAACUAUUUAAUGUCAUUUGAGGACCGCUGUUUACUUGCAUAAAGUGACCUCAGUGUUCAUUUUACUGUACUGUUACUAUAAAUCUGGUACUGUACACUAAGAUUUAAUGUGGUAGGGUCAUAAAUUAUUCCUGUUUCCCAUAUUUUUCACUCUUGUAAGAAAUUAACAUACACUUCUGGGUUGCUUAAAUGUUCAGAUUUUUUUAAGGAUUUCUGAAGCAUUUCAUUAGUUUGUACUAUAUAUGUGUUUGAUUGGAGUGCUCUUACGUUUAGGGGUAUACAAAGUGCUUAGAAUAUGUAAGUGAUAUUUUUUCUUUUUCUAAUUAAUUGUUCUUAUAAAACUGGGUACUUGAGACUUGCAACCUUUAAUUUCAAAUCACCAUGUUACCUUUUUUAUUGUUUAUUUCCAAUAAAAAAUUAAAUGUGAUGUUUGGCAUGUGUAAAACUGGUUUUACAUUGGAGCUGUUAAUUUUGUGUUCUGUCACAUUGUAGCUGUGGAUAGAAAAGUAAUAAUUAGAACUGACCUAUUCUCUGUUAGGCUUAUUACUUUCAGAAUCAGUGUUUGGUGUAAAAUGAGAGAAGUCAUCUUAUUUUAUCUCAGUCAACCCAGGAAGUAGAAGGAACUCUCUCCUUUUCCAAACUGAUACAGGUUCUUCUUUCCAGAGCCCUUUCUGUUUAAUGUGUGAAAUUCCGAGAUUUUGGAUUGAACCAUUAAGGCACAAAAAUCAAGAUUACAGUUCUCUCUGGCAGACUUAAGUUUCAGAAACUAUACCUAUCAUAUAUGUGUUGUAAGGUGAUAUAUUUGCCUCUAAAAAAUAAAUGAAUUCACUCUGGAAA